CGUGGGCGUUCGGCCUGGGCGGGCUAUUUCUCAGUGCGGCGGCGGCGGCGGUGGCGGCGGCUCCCGGGACCGGGGCCUUUUGUUUGGAGCGGCUGCGGGGGGGCCCCGGAGCGGCGACGCCGGAGGCCUUCCCCAGCUUGCUCGGUCCCGGCCGCCCCUCGCGGGGGUGGGGGGCCGCCCCCUGGGCCGGGCAUCUCCUCAGGCGCCGCCGCCCCGCCCUAGACCGGCCCCGCCCGGCCUGAGGGGAGGAACCGGCCGGGCCUCGCCGCGCGGCCCAGCCACCUCCGGAGUCGCCGCCUCUGCUCUCAGUGCUCGGGAUCGGAGGCCGUCCCUCGCCCCUCAGGCCGACGCCAUGAAGAUCAAAGAUGCCAAGAAACCCUCUUUCCCAUGGUUUGGCAUGGACAUUGGGGGAACUCUAGUAAAGCUCUCGUACUUUGAACCUAUUGAUAUCACAGCAGAGGAAGAACAAGAAGAAGUUGAGAGUUUAAAAAGUAUUCGGAAAUAUUUGACUUCUAACGUGGCAUAUGGAUCCACCGGCAUUCGGGAUGUACACCUUGAACUGAAAGAUUUAACACUUUUUGGCCGAAGAGGGAACUUGCACUUUAUCAGGUUUCCAACCCAGGACCUGCCGACUUUUAUCCAAAUGGGAAGAGAUAAAAACUUCUCAACAUUGCAAACGGUGCUAUGUGCUACAGGAGGUGGUGCUUAUAAGUUUGAAAAAGAUUUUCGCACAAUUGGAAACCUCCACCUGCACAAACUGGAUGAACUUGACUGCCUUGUAAAGGGCUUGCUGUAUAUAGACUCUGUCAGUUUCAAUGGACAAGCCGAGUGCUAUUAUUUUGCUAAUGCCUCAGAACCUGAGCGAUGCCAAAAGAUGCCUUUUAACCUGGAUGAUCCCUAUCCACUGCUUGUAGUGAACAUUGGCUCAGGAGUCAGUAUUUUAGCAGUCCAUUCCAAAGACAACUAUAAACGAGUGACUGGGACAAGCCUUGGAGGGGGUACCUUUCUGGGUUUAUGCAGUUUAUUGACUGGCUGUGAAAGUUUUGAAGAGGCUCUUGAAAUGGCAUCCAAAGGUGAUAGCACACAAGCUGACAAGCUGGUCCGUGAUAUUUAUGGAGGAGAUUAUGAAAGAUUUGGUUUGCCAGGUUGGGCUGUAGCAUCUAGUUUUGGGAAUAUGAUUUAUAAGGAGAAGCGAGAAUCUGUUAGUAAAGAAGAUCUGGCAAGAGCUACUUUAGUUACUAUCACCAAUAACAUUGGUUCUGUCGCACGAAUGUGUGCUGUUAAUGAGAAAAUAAACAGAGUUGUCUUUGUUGGAAACUUUUUACGUGUCAAUACCCUCUCGAUGAAACUUUUGGCAUAUGCACUGGAUUACUGGUCAAAAGGUCAACUAAAAGCAUUGUUUCUAGAACAUGAGGGAUACUUUGGAGCAGUUGGUGCACUUCUUGGGCUGCCAAAUUUCAGCUAAAGCAUCAGGUCUCUCUCUCUGCUAAUAAAUGUCAUCCAAGAGGAACUAAAACCAGAGGCAUUAUUACUCCAUUGUUUGUCACUGGGAACCAAAGGAUAAAAGAGUAGCAUAAGCUGCUGAAUGUUGCCAUAUUAAAGGAGAGAACUUGGUAACGUGAAGUAUUUCUCAUUGAAAUGCUUUCCCUUUUGUAUAUAGCCAGUGUUAAAUCCUUAAAUGCAAUACAGCCUCUGAUUAUUGAGCUUCCUCUUAAAGAGAUUUUUUAAUUUUAUGUAGCCAGCAUUGCAGUACUGUAUGCUCAAACACAAAUCUUAAAGUCUCGGAAAUGUUUAGCUUAUGAAAAUAAUCGACUGAAUAUUUGUUACAAGUCUGUUUUAUGUGUUUUGAUUACUAGUGAGCAGAAAAUAACAUACCCUGUAUUCAAAAUUACUGAAAUGGCAAUCAAAGAUAAUCAUUUUUAUGUGAUUUUAGAAAUGUUAAGGCAAUACUACUAAUUAUUGUAGGUUUUUUUUAACGUAUCACCCAAAGCAUGUAUGUGAUCUUUCCCUAUAAGUGUCUUUUUCUCAAAUGCCAUAAUUAACUGAAAUACUAUUAUUAAAUUUUCAUGAGAAUUCUAAAAUGAAUCCUGGGAAAUGCAUGUUUGGUGAUGUUGCACUUUCUGUAUUUUACAGGAAUUAGUCAAUACAUGUUGAAAUGUUUAACAUUUUAAGAUGGGAGGCUUAAUUACUGGGAGUCUGUCUAAUGAAGUCCUGGGACUAUUGUAAUGGAAUAUGAUUUGAGUUCACUGUGCUCUUUUUGUUUGUUUGUUUUGGUCAUAUAUACAUUCAAAACUUUUAAAACAACCACAAUAACAUUAAUAAUAGAAAAUUCAUAUGGAAAUAUUCACAAUCUAGUCGCUGAAAAAUGGGAAAACCUCUACCAUGCCUUAUUAUUACCUUUUGCUGUUUGAGGAGCCAGAAAUAGAGGUGCAGUUAGAGGAAGGUCACUUUUUCCAACAAAACCCACUCCAUAGCCAUGUGGAUUUUUAUCCAAAGGCUCAACAACCAGAGGGAGUGGUGAGAACUGAUAACUAAAAUACUGUUAUUGGCAAGGGUUUGAAAUGUGUAAGAACCUAGGAGGGAAAGGAAGAUUGAGCAACAUAGGAAAAGGGGAAGAGAGGGUGUCACCAAGGUCCAAUCUCCAUUUAUAAAAAUACUGCAAAACCAGGAGUUGAUUGUAGAAGUGCCCAUGAUCCAUGGCAGGAGUAAAUCUCUCCACCUCCUCUAACUCUCUGAAGACUCUAGAGUUGGAGCAAGUCUUCCAUUUGCCUCUUACCCCUUAAAAGAAUGCCUUCCACUUCCCAACAGCUCCCAUCAAGGGACCCCAAGAGGCCACCAUGCUCUGAUUUCACACUUUCUUUCCUAUUCCCCUUGCCUGAAUCUGGAGUGGGGUUGAGCCCUCUGCCCUCAACCUUAAGAUUUAGGAAGUUCUUUCCCCAACUGUUUAACUUGGAAAGGGAGAUGAGUCUGAAUUUUGAAGUUCUGAAUGCAAAUUCCACUCAGCAGAGGCAAUGUUAUUAAUGUACAUAGGGACAGUGGAAUGAAUUUUAAUAGAUUCUAUCCAAAAGGGUUUGUUCCUCUUAUUUCCUCUAUGUAGGAAGAUGUGUCUUGGGCAACUUUAUCAGUGUCAAUGGAAAAAUGAUAGGCACUACAAUGAAAUGGCAGGAUGCCAAUAUGAGAUCUUUCAGGAAUAAUAAGAAAUACAGUUUGUAUAAAAUAAACUAGCUCAAAUAAGAAAGUUUUCAAUGACA
Messenger RNA from Nomascus leucogenys (northern white-cheeked gibbon), 3251 nucleotides. RefSeq names its product pantothenate kinase 3 (gene PANK3). The record is from RefSeq and is a predicted model, not a curated record. Gene Ontology annotation, biological process: coenzyme A biosynthetic process. Gene Ontology annotation, molecular function: pantothenate kinase activity; ATP binding. Gene Ontology annotation, cellular component: nucleus; cytosol. Lineage: Eukaryota; Metazoa; Chordata; Mammalia; Primates; Hylobatidae.